CGAGUGGGAGCAGAGGUGCUCAGGACCAUGGCUGAGGCCAUCACCUAUGCAGACCUGCGAUUUGUGAAGGCUCCCCUGAAGAAGAGCAUCUCCAGCCGCCUAGGACAAGACCCAGAGGCUGAUGAAGACGGAGAACUCACCUAUGAGAAUGUUCAAGUGCCCCCAGGCCCAGGAGGACCCUCAAGCUUGGCUUCCGCUGGAUUAGGGGACAAAGCAGGGGUCCAGUCGGAGCAGCCAACUGCCGCCUGGAGCCCCGUGACGUCACCAGCUGCCGGGCGGAUUCUUCCCUGCCAAGCAUCCUACGUGCAGUACCUCUUCCUGGGCCUGCUCCUCACCUGCCUGCUGUUAGGGGUGGCUGCCAUCUGCCUGGGAGUGCACUAUUUCCAGGUGUCUCAGCAGCUCCAGCAGAUGAACAGGGUUCUGGAAGCCACUAACAGCACCCUGAGGCAGCAGCUGCGCCAAAAGAUAACCCAGCUGGGGCAGAGGGAAGAGGAUUUGCAGCGGUCCAGGACGGAGCUGGCCCAGAGUCAGGAAAGACUACAGGUGGAACAGAAGGUUGGCCAGGCUACCAAAGAGCAGUUGCAGGCCUGCCAGUCAGAUGGGGAGAAGACAAAAGAGGCCUUGAGAAAUAAGGAGAUACAAAGGAUGAACUUGGAGCAGAGGCUGAGCAGCGUGCAGGACACACUGAAGCCCUUCUUCACAUGCCCCUCACCAGAUUCCUGCUGUCCCUUGGGAUGGAUACCGAAUGAGAGGAGGUGCUUUUACAUCUCAAUUACUAAGAGAAAUUGGGAGGACAGCCAAAGGCAUUGUAAAUCUCUGUCCUCUGAACUGGCCAAAAUCAGCGACACGUCUUAUUCACAUGGAACUUAUUAUGCCAGAAGCUUACGUAAGGUGUUGGUACAAGGUGGUUCAGCUGAAUCAUACUGGAUUAACUUCAGAAAUCAGUUCUGGCCGUGGAAUGAUGGUACAAGAUACAAUGGGUAUUAUAGUCAAAGCCAAAGAUGUACCAAGGUAGAUGGCGAGUGGCAGGCAAGUCUGAAGGUAGAGGACUGUUAUUCUUCUCUUCCCUCCAUCUGUGAGCUGGAAGCUUUCAGGUAUCCAGAUGCGGACCGCUCUUUGCACUGAGCUGGAUACUCACGCCAACAAGAGCCUAAGCUGUAGCCUGCAGGUCCUAAGAUCCACCGCCCUCCAGCGUGUCCUCACUCUGCCUGGACAGUGCCUGGCCAAGGGCUGAUCCAUGCCCAACAUUUCUAGGCAAGCCUGCUGCCAAUAGAGAUCCUGUCCCAGAAACUGGACUGUUCCCAGGGAAAGUGUGAAGCAGCUU
Globicephala melas (long-finned pilot whale) is the source of this 1324-nucleotide messenger RNA. RefSeq names its product CD72 molecule (gene CD72). Gene Ontology annotation, cellular component: plasma membrane. Gene Ontology annotation, molecular function: transmembrane signaling receptor activity. The record is from RefSeq and is a predicted model, not a curated record. Lineage: Eukaryota; Metazoa; Chordata; Mammalia; Artiodactyla; Delphinidae.